Trichoderma citrinoviride is the source of this 1416-nucleotide messenger RNA. Its product is annotated as glycoside hydrolase family 6 protein. Gene Ontology annotation, molecular function: cellulose binding; hydrolase activity, hydrolyzing O-glycosyl compounds. Gene Ontology annotation, biological process: cellulose catabolic process. The coding region runs from base 1 to 1416 and encodes 471 amino acids. The record is from RefSeq and is a predicted model, not a curated record. The transcript has 4 exons. NCBI's taxonomy places the organism in Eukaryota, Fungi, Ascomycota, Sordariomycetes, Hypocreales, Hypocreaceae. Gene Ontology annotation, cellular component: extracellular region.
AUGAUCGUCGGCAUUUUCACCACGCUGGCUACGCUGGCCACAUUGGCAGCUAGUGUGCCUCUAGAGGAGCGACAAGCUUGCUCAAGCGUUUGGGGGCAAUGUGGUGGCCAGAACUGGUCGGGUCCAACUUGCUGUGCUGCGGGAAGUACAUGCGUCUACUCAAAUGACUACUACUCCCAAUGUCUUCCGGGCGCUGCAAGCUCAAGCUCGUCCACGCGCGCCUCGUCGACGACUACUCGAGUAUCGUCCACAACCGCCAGGUCGAGCUCCGUAACCCCUCCUCCUGGAUCUACCACUACGAGAAUUCCCCCAGUCGGAUCGGGAACCGCCACAUACUCAGGCAAUCCUUUUGUUGGGGUUACUCCUUGGGCCAAUGCAUACUAUGCCUCUGAAGUUAGCAGCCUCGCUAUUCCUAGUUUGACUGGAGCCAUGGCCACUGCUGCAGCAGCUGUCGCAAAGGUUCCCUCCUUUAUGUGGCUGGAUACUCUUGACAAGACCACUCUCAUGGAGCAAACCUUGGCCGACAUUCGCACCGCCAACAAGAAUGGGGGUAACUAUGCUGGACAGUUUGUCGUGUAUGAUUUGCCAGAUCGCGACUGUGCUGCCCUUGCUUCCAACGGUGAAUACUCAAUUGCCGAUGGUGGUGUGGACAAGUACAAGAACUAUAUCGACACUAUACGUCAGAUCGUCGUCGAGUACUCUGAUAUUCGCACCCUCUUGGUUAUUGAACCUGAUUCUCUUGCCAAUCUGGUCACGAACUUGGGUACUCCAAAGUGCGCGAACGCCCAGUCUGCCUACCUUGAAUGCAUCAACUACGCCAUCACGCAGCUGAAUCUUCCAAACAUCGCAAUGUACUUGGACGCCGGCCAUGCCGGAUGGCUUGGUUGGCCGGCAAAUCAAGAUCCGGCCGCCCAACUAUUUGCAAACGUUUACAAGAAUGCAUCGUCUCCAGCGGCUCUUCGCGGGCUGGCAACCAAUGUUGCCAACUACAAUGGGUGGAAUAUCACCAGCCCCCCCUCGUACACGCAAGGUAACGCCGUCUACAACGAGAAGCUGUACAUCCACGCCAUCGGACCUCUUCUUGCCAAUCACGGCUGGUCCAACGCCUUCUUCAUUACCGACCAAGGCCGAUCUGGCAAGCAGCCAACCGGGCAGCAGCAGUGGGGUGACUGGUGCAAUGUCAUCGGCACUGGAUUCGGUAUUCGCCCAUCGACAAACACGGGAGACUCGCUGCUGGAUUCCUUUGUCUGGGUCAAGCCCGGAGGCGAGUGUGACGGCACUAGUGACAGCAGCGCGCCACGGUUUGACUCCCAUUGUGCCCUCCCAGAUGCCUUGCAACCUGCGCCCCAGGCUGGUGCUUGGUUCCAAGCCUACUUUGUGCAGCUCCUCACGAACGCAAACCCGCCGUUCAUGUAA